This is a messenger RNA of Symbiodinium pilosum, 407 nucleotides long. The record is from the annotation of a GenBank genome assembly. Lineage: Eukaryota; Dinophyceae; Suessiales; Symbiodiniaceae.
AUGAAGAUGCUUACUGUAAAAGACAUCUACACCCAUUUCAUCGGCGCGUAUCCUGUGGACACGAGGUCUGAGAUCAAUGUUAGGAACUCACUCAAAGUCUUCAUGGGCGAUAGGAAGAUCAAGCUGUUGUAUGGCGAUAAUGCCGAAGAGUUUGAGAAAGCUGCUGACACACUUGAGAUACCAUUUGACAACUCCGUUCCCAAUCGCAAACAAACCAAUGCUAUUGUUGAAAGGACUUCCUCCAUGCUAUUGGAGUUUGCGUUGCGGUGCUACACUCUCCUUCACAAUACUGAGAAAGUCAAUGGGGUUACCUUCAUUACGCUGAAGGAACUGCGGGCGAUGGCAACAUUUAUGUUGACGAUGAUGGAUACAAUGUCAAACUCGACAAGCUUGGCCAACGUUACCGG